Messenger RNA from Copidosoma floridanum, 2991 nucleotides. It is a transcript of the gene 5PtaseI, whose product is annotated as inositol polyphosphate-5-phosphatase A. Gene Ontology annotation, molecular function: inositol-polyphosphate 5-phosphatase activity. Gene Ontology annotation, biological process: phosphatidylinositol dephosphorylation. NCBI's taxonomy places the organism in Eukaryota, Metazoa, Arthropoda, Insecta, Hymenoptera, Encyrtidae. The record is from RefSeq and is a predicted model, not a curated record.
UCCAUGGUGUUUAUACGUCUCGAGGGGGGGUUAUUGGAGGCUCUUCGCAAGCUCUGACGCGAGUGCGAGCUUUGCUGGUGCGAUUCGCCAAUACAAGAUGCCGAUGCUGUGAAGCAGCACUCGCAGGGUCAUAUCGUAUUAUAUACACCAACACCGAGUCUUUCGUCGCGCUUAGGUCUGGUUGCUUUUGGCUGCAGCGUAGGCGGAAGCGCAGCUGCAGAGGCCCCGUGAAAAUGUCAUCAGCCGGCGUGCCAUUUCUGCUCAUCACCGCCAACGUCGGCAGCAUCUUCGAGGAGCCGAGUUCUAUGCUAAAGGUAUGGACGGAGGAAUUUUUAUCGACGAUAUCAAGACUCAAUCCAAAGUUCGUUGCCCUACACUGCCAGGAAGUGGGAGGGAAGAACUACGAAGAGAGCAUGAGGCACGUCAAGGAUUUCGUGAGGUUGUUGAUGUCUUCGGAAGAGCUGCGGCUCUUCGACAAAGUCAGGGUUUUCUUGGACGAAGACUUUUCCUCGGCCGAACACUUCACGAAAUUAACCGAAAAUACGAGUGAGAGCCAAACAUCGAUUAAGGGCAGCUUGUCAAAGCUUCAGUUUCGCAACGACAGUGACGAUCUCAUACUCACCCUCGGCAAAAAGGAAUUUUCCCAUCGCGAGCACCAGCAGGUUUUUGUAAAAAACAGUGGCCAGUGGUUGAGGGAGUACGACAAGGAGCUGGGCGACUUUGAGGGCCGGCUGUUUGAGUUUCCGAUCGAGUUCGUGCCGAGCUAUCCAUACGAAGAGAACGUCAAGGAGGGGACCAAGUACAUGCUCACCAGAGUGCCGGCCUGGUGCGACCGGGUACUGCUGAGCCCCGCCGCCAAGUCACUAGUCAAGGAUAUUUCGUCACCGGAUGCCAUCGAAUACGGCAUCAUCGGACCGUGUACCUGCAUGGGAGAUCACAAGCCGGUCUACCUCCGAGUGCUGCUGUCCGCGGACGCAGGUAUGAUUAAUUGCUGCAACGAGCCGUCAAGCUCGAACCUCUGCUUCCGCGUGCCCGAGAGCUACCUGGCCUCCGAGCGUCUGCAACCACUCACGCCAACGACCACCACGAUCACCACCACCACCACCUCCUCUUUCCCCGCCACUGUCGCAGCGCUACUCUCGCUUGAUAUCGACUCCUCAACCACCUCGAACCCACCCAAAUCCAGCUGCAAAAGUUGCGCCACACAACAACAAAAACAACAACAACAACAACAACAACAACAGACCUCAACCUCCUUUCACACAUCCAAUAAUCUCUUGCUCGCAGCUCCCCACAAGCAUGAUCCCUACACCCCUGAUAGCAUGGACAGUCCGAGUCCUAGUGCCCUGGGCAUAGGUCUCGGUUUAUCCUCCGAGAGCGUACCACCCGACUUUGACGCGCAGCCAAUAGCCGCCAGUUCGAGUCCCUGCGCCCAGCAACAACACCACCCAUCGGUCCAGAGGCCAAAACACCAGUCGGCCAAACACACGAUGGACAGGGCUGUGUCGCCAGAGUUGCUCAAGUCGAAGCUGGAGCUCAUAGCCGAGAAGAGGCGGGACGGUGAAGUGGACUCGAACUCGGGAUCCGAAGCUGGUGAUGAUAACGCGGAUGAGCAUCGACGCGAGCAGUUGGACGGUGACGUUUCCUGGCAGCGCUCGCACUUGCUCACCAGAGCCUGGCUCCAGGGCAAGGACAGCCAGGUCUACUGCUCCUUUUCCACGGACUUGCAGCACCGCAGUGUCGAGGAGGACGCGGAGGAAGGACAUAGGAUCCAUGAGGCCAGCUCGGAAACGGCCGAUCGGUCGGAAUCGCAGCAGCGCCGCUGUCCCCACCACCGCAACCAACAGCAGCAGCAGUGCCACCUGGCGGUAGACAUGGUAAUCCCCCGCAUAGCGAUAAUAAACGCGAGCAAUUUGGAGUCGAACGCGAGUUCGGUGCAGCUCGACGACAGCGCCAACAAGCGAACCGCCACGCCGUCGGACCAGUGCUACCUGGACACGUGUUACUCGAACACUAGGACGCGGAGCCUGAGCGAGGCCGACUCGAGUUGCGGCAAGUCACCCGCGGCUUGUAGUUUUGAGGGAAACGAGUCGCAGGAGGAGACGGCCGAGAAGCCGGGGAUCCUUCCCGACGAGGGAAACGAGGCGAGACAACGGACCCCGACCACGAGGAGCAACUCCAUACAGAGCCAGGAAGCGAACGUCAGUUUGAAGCUGAAAGCGUACAACAAAGUCACCGAGAGGUGCAAGGGGAAGAUCGUCGGGGAGAAGGGUCGCUGCGGCAAGUGCUGCGUUGUGUCGUGAUCGAGGGGGAGCAAUGGAAAUAUGUCAUCGUGCGCGAGACUGUGAACUUUGUAUGAUUUCCAGAAAGUUGUUCAACAAUUUUUUGACAGUAUAUAUAUACACCUGCUGUAUUUUCAAGGGGAUAUAUCUCACGAGUAUCGCGUUCAUUGCUAAAAGUUGAUGAUGACUUUCUUGCCUUGUGUCGCUUGAUGUGUUCGGAUUAUGACGUGAAAAAAAAAAUAAUGUUUUUUUUUUGUCUUUGCGCGUUCUUAUCCAUGUCGAUAGUCAAAUAUAUGCAAAUAUUCGUGCCGUGCGAUAAUACGUAAUAACAAUAAGUGUGAUUUAUGGAUACGUAUAUGUAUACAUAUGCUAGAAAUAUGUAUAUUUUUGUUACUUAUGUGUGUACACAGUACAAUUUUGUGUCUUUGUGUGGUUUUGGUGAACCGUAUGUACAAUCGUUUCAUCGGUUUUGGACCAAAAGGUCAUUUGUCACACGACCAUUUUAUAGUACUGGAGAAAUUCGGGUUGUUAUUUAAAUGAUUUUUGGACUUCGUUUCGCUGUUCACUUCAGUACUGAUUUUUGGAUAUAAUAAAAAAACAUCGUUCAUUUUUCAUGAAGUUUUUCUAAGUAGAGCUUCACGAUAUUAGAACACUUAAUUAUUACAAUAUUUAAUUGUGUCAAGUAAUUAGUUACAAAAAAAAAAAAAAA